CGUGCAGCUCUCCUCCACUUUCCUCUUCCCACCUACUUCAUGCCGGAGAAAACCCUAAAGCUCCACCGCGCGCCAUCGAACCUCUCCAGCGAUGCCCGACGGCCGCCUCACCCUUUGACGUCAUCUCCCCGCCGGCCGAUUCUCCUUCCUCUUCGCCGGCCAAAGCGCUCGAAACCCUAUGGGAUUCUCCCGCGCUCCGCCUCCGAGCCGAUCUUGUGGAGGGUUCCGGCUAUCGGCGGAGAAAGAGAGAAAGGGAAGUGGACGGCGUCGAUUCGUAUUCCUAGACCGCAUACAUGUACCGAUGUGAUGUCGGCGUCGCGGUGGCUAAAAUCUCCGUCGGCUGCCGUGGGAGAUUCAAGGGAGCCGCAGGAGACGAAGGUGGUGGUCAGCGUUGCAGUAGAAGGGAGUCCAGGGCCGGUGAAAGCCAUGGUGAAGCUCGGGGCCAGCGUGGAGGAAGCCAUAGCUGCCGUCGUCGAUGAAUACAGCCGCGAGGGGAGGAGCCCGCAGCUGGACCUGCAAGCGGUGGCCUCCUUUGAGCUCCAUCAUUCUCAUUUCAGCCUCCACAGUCUUAACAAAAGUGACAAAAUUGGAGAGAUCGGAGGGAGAAGCUUCUAUCUCCGAACCAGAAGCAGCAGCCAUAGCUUCAAUUCUGGAAGAGAAGAAAGAAGUCAUGGCUUCUGUGCUGAAAUUCAUCAGGUUGCAGAGACCCAUAACUCAUCUGCAACUUCUUCUCAUCCCUUCUUCAACACAAUUGCUACAAUUUUUCUUAUGAUUGAAAGGAGAACUAAGAAAAUCUGCAAAAUGGUGUCAUGUUUUCUGUGUGUUUGAUGCAAAUUUGUACAUUCUCAGCUAUUUUAUACUUUUUUUUUUCUGAUAUUUAUAACCAGAAAGCCAUUUGUUUUAGUUGGAUGGCUCUGUUAUAGGUAUAUGUAAUAAAAUACGUGCAUAUUGCAUUGUAUUGUAAAGAUAAUUGUAGAGGGAUGUAAAAUGAAUUUGUACAGCUGUUGUACCGAUGAUGACGAAAAUAAAUAAAGAACGUUAGUUCCAUAAA
Phalaenopsis equestris is the source of this 1051-nucleotide messenger RNA. RefSeq lists its product as uncharacterized. The record is from RefSeq and is a predicted model, not a curated record. NCBI's taxonomy places the organism in Eukaryota, Viridiplantae, Streptophyta, Magnoliopsida, Asparagales, Orchidaceae. The transcript has 3 exons. Bases 40 to 828 code for a protein of 262 amino acids.